UUCAGCCGAUUGGAAUACGUAAAUAGCAGCGAAACUGUAGCGAACUUUUUCCUUGUAUUUUUUGUAUUUAUUGAACAUUAAUUAAACAAUUUCAUGGCGAUGAACACUUCUUCAGGUGCAAAUAAUAACGCAUCGAGCCAGCAGCCACGCAAGAUAUCGAAUCAAAAUAUUCAAGUUUAUGUGCGCGUUAGGCCUUUAAAUGCACGAGAACGAUGUAUACGGUCCGCGGAAGUAAUUGAAACGGUUUCACAUCGUGAAAUCGUAACAAGGCAUACAAUUGAAUCAAAGCUGACCAAAAAAUUUACAUUUGAUCGCGUAUUUGGUACGGAUUCACGCCAAGCAGAUGUCUACAGCACAGUUGUGGCGCCUCUCAUUGAGGAGGUACUGUCCGGCUACAACUGUACUGUAUUUGCUUAUGGACAAACUGGUACGGGAAAAACGCACACAAUGGUGGGCACUGAAUGCGCCGAGUUGAAAUCGUCUUGGGAAGACGAUUCUGACAUUGGUAUUAUACCACGCGCUCUGAGUCACCUAUUCGACGAAUUACGUAUGUUGGAGAUGGAAUUUUCGAUGCGUAUUUCUUAUUUGGAAUUAUAUAAUGAGGAAUUAUGCGAUUUGCUAUCAUCAGAUGAUAGUGUAAAAAUACGUAUCUUUGACGAUAGCACAAAGAAGGGCUCAGUUAUCAUACAAGGCUUGGAAGAGAUACCAGUGCAUAGCAAAGAUGAUGUAUAUAAGCUUUUGGAAAAGGGUAAAGAACGGCGAAAGACGGCUACCACCUUAAUGAAUGCGCAAUCGUCACGAUCGCACACAGUAUUCUCGAUUCUGGUACAUAUACGUGAGAAUGGCAUAGACGGCGAGGAAAUGUUGAAAAUCGGCAAAUUAAACUUAGUAGAUCUAGCGGGUAGUGAAAACGUGACCAAGGCGGGUAAUGAGAAAGGCAUACGUGCUAGGGAAACCGUUAAUAUAAAUCAAAGUCUGUUGACUUUGGGUCGUGUCAUCACCGCUCUAGUAGAACGCACACCGCACAUACCAUACCGAGAGUCCAAACUAACUCGUUUGCUGCAAGAAUCGUUAGGUGGUCGCACGAAAACAUCCAUAAUUGCCACAAUCUCACCUGGCCAUAAAGAUAUUGAGGAGACAUUGAGCACAUUGGAAUACGCACAUCGCGCUAAAAACAUACAAAAUAAACCAGAAGUAAACCAAAAACUAACAAAGAAAACUGUGCUCAAAGAGUACACCGAGGAGAUUGAUAAGCUGAAACGGGAUUUAAUUGCGGCAAGAGACAAAAAUGGCAUUUACUUAGCAGAGGACACAUACAACGAAAUGACAUUGAAAAUGGAUUCACAGAAUCGGGAAUUAAAUGAGAAAAUGUUGCUUUUAAAAGCAUUAAAGGAUGAGCUACAAAAUAAAGAACGUAUAUUUACCGAGGUUAGCUUAAAUUUGGUGGAGAAAACGGAAGAGUUGAAGCGCGCGGAACAAAAUCUCAAUCAGACACAAGGCGCAUUGCAGCUGACCAAACGGAUACUCAAUAACACUAAACGACGUUAUAAAGAGAAAAAGGUUUUGCUGCAAUCACACAUGAAAACCGAAGAGGUGCUAACGAAUCAGGCAUUGGAAAUUUUAGAUGUUGCCGACAUUGCCACAAAAGACACACAUCAAUUGCAUAGUACAAUUGAGCGCAGAAAAGAUGUUGAUGUGAAAAUUCAAACUGCUUGUGAACGUUUCGCCGAACGUAUGCAUGACAACUUCGAAUUAAUGGACAGUAGUUUAAGCACUUUGAAAGAGAAACAAGAUUCAUGCACUAAAAUGCUUCUAGAAGAAUUUGCUAACACCUCAAAUGCUCACAAGAAGCUGAUAAAUGAUAGCGGCAUGAAAAUACAGAAAGUCAACGAUUUAUGCAAAGAAUCACUUGCAUCAACCAGCAACAUCAUUGAAAAAUACUCACAAACGCUUGGCGAUGCCAGCAGCGAACAAAAAAUUAAACUUACCAAUCUGUUUAAAGAGCUGGAGAGUAAACAAAUCGAAAUGAUUGCACAAAUGCAAGAGAAACUACAAGAUUUAGUGCGGUACACAGAGCAACAAAAGGCAAACACCGAAAAAAUGUGUAAAACCGUUUUAGAAAAUCUGCAAGAAAAAUCGCAAAAUCUACAUGUGCAUACCAAAAAAAUAACGGAACGCAUUGCUGAAAAUAAACAGAUCUCCGAGAUAAGCAUACAACAUUUGGCACUAAUGCAUGUAGAAAUAGAAAAUGAGCGCACAGCGGCUGCCGAAGAACAGACAAUUAUGGAAGAAAUCAUCGAAAAAUUGAACACCUUGAAAGAGAAAUCCUACACGAGUCGCAGGACACGCGCUGACGCCAUUAACAAGCUAACGAUAAAAUUGGAAGAUAACACGCUUUCAACCAUCGAGCGCUUACAACAGAGCUCGACAUUUGCGCAAGCCUAUUGCGACGAGAGUUGCAAUGAGAACGUGGCAGCGCAGCAACAGUUUGAAAAGCAAACCGCCGAAGCCCUGAAAUGCCACGAACAACAAUCAAAUGCAGAGUCAACGCUCAAGGAGCAGCUCUGUAGCAUCCAACAAGAUGGGUGCGUGCGCGUCGCUGAGUUCACCACUACGGCCGCCACACAUAUGGAGUGCACACAGAAAACGCUGGGAACAUAUGUCGACGAAGUGAAGCGCGCACGAUUGGAGGGCGAGUCGAAACUUGACGAAGCUACUAAUGAUGUAAAGGCGAGUCUUACGGAAGAUGCCCAACGUUUCAAGCAACAUGUGGCCAUUACGUCUGGCUUGAUCAACGCCUCGCAGCAAAAUAUACUGAAUUAUGCUAACACUUACAAAGAGCAGAUUGGCACUUGCGUCAGCGAUGUGGACAAAUUUAAACAAAGUGAGCUUAAGACGUACGCGCCAACAGGUGCUACACCAUCAAAGCGCAAUUACGUUUAUCCUCGUUCAUUGGCGUCCACAUCGCCACACAUAGACAUUGUGAAACGGUUUCGUCAAGAGAACGAGUGGUCCGAUUUGGACACAACAGCGCCUAUUGAUGAGGGCAGCGAGGAUGAGCAUGAGUUGAAAAAUUCUGUGCAGGAAAUAUCUCAAGCGGAAAUGCUACUCAACUCAACACCAAUUGAUCUAACAAAUGUAGUCACGCCGCAAGCAAAUAAUGCCACAAACAAAAAAUUAAAUGCCAUCUUAUCGCAAAAGCAGUUACGCAACAGCAACUCACUGUCUAGCGGCAGUUCGCCACGCAAAGCGUCCCCAGCACACAACUCAUCAGCACCAACUUCAAGAGCUAACAAGGAGAACUUGUCCUAAAAACUAUUUGCAACGCUUCUAUUGUAUUACCGUUCUUGCUAUUUACAUUAUUUAACUGUAUAUUUAAACCAAAUGCUUGUACUUCACGCUGAAGGUAUGCAUAACUGCAGUUUGCGCUACUUAAUUAUGAAUAACGGCAUGCCUAACAGUUACUCGAAAGCAUGCAUCUAAUUGAAAACGACAAAAGUGCGGCGCGAAUGCAUAAGUCACUGCUAUGGGAUUUCGAAAUUUAUUGAACUCGCAUGCAAUUACAACAAAAAU
Bactrocera latifrons is the source of this 3573-nucleotide messenger RNA. It is a transcript of the gene Klp61F, whose product is annotated as kinesin-like protein Klp61F. Gene Ontology annotation, cellular component: nucleus; spindle microtubule. Gene Ontology annotation, biological process: microtubule-based movement; mitotic spindle assembly. Gene Ontology annotation, molecular function: plus-end-directed microtubule motor activity; microtubule binding; ATP binding. The transcript has 10 exons. Bases 94 to 3312 code for a protein of 1072 amino acids. The record is from RefSeq and is a predicted model, not a curated record. NCBI's taxonomy places the organism in Eukaryota, Metazoa, Arthropoda, Insecta, Diptera, Tephritidae.